UUACAACCGCAAGCGGCGCGGGGCGUGUGCGCAUGCGCCGCCCCGGCGCCUGGGUUGUGGGUUAUGCCCGGAGAGCGCAUGGGCAGACAAACUGAACGUCGGUUUGUCCCGACGGGAGGGCAGUGUGGGCGCCAUCUUCACCGGGGCCGCCGGGGGGCUCAGCUGGCUGUGUGGAGGCUGCUGCGACGAGGAGCGUCCCAGCCCCAGUUUGUGUGGUGUGUGCGCAGUGCCCAGGGCGAAGCACUUCUCCUCGGGGCGCCGGGCGGGAGGGGUGCGAGCCGCGGGACGGGCAGGCGGGGCCGGGAGCGAGCGCGGCCUGUACGGUUAGAGUCCCGCUCGCUGACCCCGACUCCUCCCGUCAGCCUCCCAGUGAUGGUGUGUGCGCUUGCUGGGAUCUUGACAGCGAAGAUCUCGGAGCCUCGCCUAGUAUUGGAUCCGACAUAGCAAGUUGGCCUGGCGGUCAGAGAAGGAAACUGAUCCUCGGGAGCCUGGACAAAGGCGUCAGGCUGUGGAAUCGAUGCCUUCCGAAGAGUCCCCAUUGAUGAUGAUGGAUGACACAAGAAGUCUGUGCCCUGUGGAUUCGACUUCGUUUAACAGUUCCUGAUGGGGGGGACUCUGGCUCUGUGUGGUCAUGCAUUUUUUUCUUUAAUUUUAGAUAUCUGCAUUAUAAAAGGCAGAUUUUAUCAGAGACUAUUUGUGGACUGAGUUAAGUUGCUUUUACAGAAUUAACAGGUCUCCAAGAAAUAAAAGGAAAAGGUCAUUAUUGCUGUGGUUUGAGCUCAGCAUGGCUGUAGUCAUCCGUUUACUGGGGCUUCCUUUUAUUGCGGGGCCUGUGGAUAUCCGUCACUUCUUCAAGGGAUUGACUAUUCCUGAUGGAGGAGUGCAUAUAAUUGGAGGGAAAGUUGGGGAGGCUUUUAUUAUUUUUGCAACAGAUGAAGAUGCGAGACGUGCCAUAAGUCGUUCAGGAGGGUUUAUCAAGGAUUCAUCUGUAGAGCUUUUUCUUAGUAGCAAGGCAGAAAUGCAGAAGACCAUAGAAAUGCAAAGACCUGUUCGUGGAGGAAGAGGGCGACUGGGAUCAGGGGCUUCAGGGGUUGGCAACCUGUACCAUUUUAUUGAUGCUAUGAAGGAAGAGGAGAGUUAUUCUGCAUAUGGCUCUUCAAUUAAUCAAGAUGCUGGGUUUCAUACUAAUGGUACAGGACUUGAUGUAAGGCCAAGAAAGACCAGGCCAUCGAAGGCUGAGAACCCUUACUUGUUUCUACGAGGUUUGCCUUACUUAGUAAAUGAAGAUGAUGUACGUGUCUUUUUCUCUGGUUUGUGUGUGGAUGGAGUAAUUUUCUUAAAACAUCAUGAUGGCCGAAAUAAUGGUGAUGCUGUAGUAAAAUUUGCUUCAUGUAUUGAUGCUUCAGGAGGUCUUAAAUGCCAUAGAAGUUUCAUGGGUUCAAGAUUUAUAGAAGUAAUGCAGGGCUCAGAGCAACAGUGGAUUGAAUUUGGUGGUAAUGCAACUUCGGGUGGUGGCAUUCCUCGUAUGAGAGCUGAAGACCAUUCUCCUCCCAGAGGGGUCAGUGAUAGGCACUUUCGAAAACGGUCUCAUUCAAAAUCCCCUAGAAGAACGCGUUCUCGCUCCCCUCUUGGAUUUUAUCUUCACUUAAAAAAUCUGUCCUUAAGUAUUAACAAAAGAGAUUUAAGAAAUUUCUUUAAACAUACUGACCUGUCUAAUGAGCAGAUUAAGUUCUUAUAUAAAGAUGAACGAAGAACACGGUAUGCCUUUGUGAUGUUUAAGAAUCUAAAAGACUAUAAUACUGCCCUGGGCUUGCAUAAGACUGUUUUACAAUAUCGGCCAGUUUUUAUUGAUCCGAUCUCUAGGAAACAAAUGAUGAAAUUCAUUGAAUGCUAUGAAAAGAAGAGACCAGGGUCCAUAGAGAAAGGAAGGCCUGGGCGUGUUUCACAGAAGUACUUUGAAGAAGGCUACUCUGGGCAGAAGCUGUAUAUAUAUAUAAGAAAUUUUCCAUUUGACGUUACGAAAGUUGAAGUGCAGAAGUUCUUUGCGGACUUUUCCCUUGUUGAGGAUGACAUUUAUUUGCUUUAUGAUGACAAAGGAGUUGGUUUGGGAGAAGCACUGGUGAGAUUUAAAUCAGAAGAACAGGCUAUGAAAGCUGAACGUUUAAACCGGAGAAGAUUCUUAGGGACAGAAGUGUUGUUAAGACUUAUAUCUGAUGGACAAAUGCAGGAGUUUGGUGUCAAUUUUUCCUUUAUGUGCAAUGAGAAAACACAAGCUCGUUCCCAGUCACACAGCAGAGAUGACCGUUCCCGUCUGUUUGACUUGAAAGACUCACCAGUAUGUUCACUUGGCCGGUCUGAAAGCGUUGGUUACCAGCCAGAAGACGUAAGGCAUCCCCACAGGUAUUUCCAGCAGUCUGACAGGCACCCUCCAGAAGACUUCCGACACUCUCCUGAGGACUUCCGACAUUCUCCAGAUGACUAUAGACACCCCCAGGAGGAACACAUCAGGCGCUCUAGGGAGGAAGACUGGAGACGGCCUCUGGAGGAUUGGAGAUGGUCCCCGGAAGAUGAUUUCAGGCACUCUGAUGAAAACGAUUUUAGGCCGCUACCAGAGGAGGAUUUCAGAUACCCUUGGGAGGAAGACUUCAGACGGCCACCUCAGGAGCACUUCAGGAGGCCAUCCCAGGAGCACUUUAGACGGCCACCCCAAGAACAUUUCAGGCUUUCCCGAGAGGAGUAUUUCAGGCAUGUGGCAGAUGAAGACUUUAGGCACCCUUCUGAUGAGGACUUCAGGCCCCCCCAAGAAGAAGAUUUGAGAUGUCCCACCGAUGAGGACUUGAGGCAGCUCUCUGAGGAAGACCUUAGGGAAGUACCAGAGGAGGACCUUAGAUUUCCUGAUAGUUUUAGACCUCCUGGUGAGGGUUUUUGGACCUCGCCUGAUUUCAGAGGUCACCGUCCUUUUAUAAACUUUGGUCACUUAGAAAGUGGCAAGUUUGAUUUUGGAAAGCAUAAUGUGGGAUGUUUUCCUGAGGGAAGAUUUAUGCCUGAUGUAAAAUUAAAUUGUGGUUCAGGUAGAAUAACUCCUGUUAAGAUCAUGAAUCUUCCAUUUAAAGCCAAUGCUAAUGAAAUUUUAGACUUUUUCCAUGGUUACAAAGUCAUACCUGACUCAGUUUCCAUACAGUAUAAUGAGCAAGGGUUACCCAUAGGAGAAGCCAUUGUUGCUAUGAUAAAUUAUAAUGAAGCUAUAGCUGCUGUUAAAGAACUAAAUGGUAGACCAGUCGGUCCCCGCAAAGUUAAGCUCAUUUUGCUUUAGAGAGCCUUUCUGAGUCCAUAGUUUUCUUCCACAGUAUUGAUGCAGUAAAAAUACAGCUUCUUAAAAAAGUUUAUUUUUAAUUAUCUAAUUAAACAUUUUAAUUUUAACCUGUGAAUAGACAAAAUGUUGUGUAAAUCUGGUUUUCCUUUGCUUACAAAUGGACAUUCUUUUUCUCCCUAAUUUAAAAUUACAUAUGCUUUUUUUUUUUUUUUUUGCUAGGAGAGAGAAAACAAAUUUCCUGAAUUCAUUAGUUUCACUGAUGUUAUGGAUAAAGCCCAGUCUUGUGAACUGUGGAGUUAUGUUGGGGGAAGGAAAAUUUAAUUUUGUUUUCACCAUCUUUUACUCAGACUGUGUAAGGAAAGGAUGGAUGACCGAUGGUUCAGAUCUGGCACUUUCAUUGCUACCUGCCUGCAGAACUCCCUUUUGUUUGAGAUACUGUGUUAAGGUCUCCUAUUAACUCUAAAUAGCUCAGAAAAUGAACAUACUGUGAACUUGAAAUUUACUUAUGUGAAAGGCUUAGGAAAUUCUCAAAAUUUGUGUUCAUAACUUUGAAAAGUUUUAUAAAAAUAAAAUUGCAACUGAAAUACUUA
Molecule: messenger RNA, 3903 nt
Organism: Peromyscus eremicus (cactus mouse)
Lineage: Eukaryota; Metazoa; Chordata; Mammalia; Rodentia; Cricetidae
Gene: Rbm12b
Product: RNA binding motif protein 12B
Exons: 4
Coding region: 785-3313 (842 amino acids)
Biological process (GO): regulation of RNA splicing
Cellular component (GO): ribonucleoprotein complex; nucleoplasm
Molecular function (GO): RNA binding
Source: RefSeq, a predicted model, not a curated record